AUGGGGUGCGGGGGUGGGGGGAUGGAACAGCUGAUGGGUCCGGGUGUGGUGAUCAAUGUCAAGGCCAAGGUCGCCAGUAACAUAGACUAUCGAGUAACUGACCUAGAUCUGAUGGCAUGGGAGGAAAAUCACGGCCCAAUUCCAUCAGGAGCUAUUGUACUGAUGAACUCUGGCUGGGGCUCCCGUUAUCCUGAUUUUGUACGAGUCUACAACUCCUCAACAUACAGGGAGGACCUUUUAUCGCUCCACUUCUCUGGCUUCCACGAGAGUGCUGCGCAAUGGCUUGUCAACAAGCGUGACGUACAUACCCUAGGAGUCGACACACCCUCAGGUGACUACGGACAGAGCGGAUUGUUCCCGGUUCAUCGAAUUGUGAUGAAGGAAGGAAUCCUUAUAAUCGAAAAUGUGGCAAAUAUGGACAAACCUCCCGACAGUGGUUCUUUUGUCUAUGUCCAUAUGAUCAAAUUCAAAGGAAGAAUUGUGCGCCUGCGCAGAUGUACGCCGCCAUUGAAGACAAAGGAGACAGAACAAACGGUGCAUCAGCUGCGAUCUCUCGUGUGUCGACUGUUGGCUGUAUGA
Messenger RNA from Mizuhopecten yessoensis (Yesso scallop), 579 nucleotides. RefSeq lists its product as uncharacterized. The transcript has a single exon. The record is from RefSeq and is a predicted model, not a curated record. Lineage: Eukaryota; Metazoa; Mollusca; Bivalvia; Pectinida; Pectinidae. Gene Ontology annotation, molecular function: arylformamidase activity. Bases 1 to 579 code for a protein of 192 amino acids.